This is a messenger RNA of Emericellopsis cladophorae, 3762 nucleotides long. RefSeq lists its product as uncharacterized. Gene Ontology annotation, biological process: electron transport chain. Lineage: Eukaryota; Fungi; Ascomycota; Sordariomycetes; Hypocreales; Bionectriaceae. The coding region runs from base 1 to 3762 and encodes 1253 amino acids. Gene Ontology annotation, cellular component: mitochondrial inner membrane. The record is from RefSeq and is a predicted model, not a curated record. The transcript has 3 exons. Gene Ontology annotation, molecular function: electron-transferring-flavoprotein dehydrogenase activity; ubiquitin-protein transferase activity; iron-sulfur cluster binding.
AUGGGCGCGCAGGACUCUGCCGCACCAUUUGCGGCCUACACGCUAACCUUGCUCUCGAGCUUCCCAUCUCAGGCGGAUGACAUUCGCAUGCGUCUGCUACUGUCAACGCCCGACCACAACCGAAACGACCCUUCGUCCUCUAUUGUAAAGUAUUUUUGGCGAGAGGUGAGCGGAACACGGCUCUUCACUGAGGUCCAGCACGGCGCAGAGACUCUCACAGUCAUGCACCAGUUGUCUCACCAGGACAUGUCAAAAGACGAUCAACAUAGCUGGACAUCCUUGCUCAUGUUCCUGGGUCUCUACAUAUUCGUGCUCCGGAUUAGCGAUGAUGACGACUUCUUCAGCCAGAUCCAAGCCUCACCUUUUCAAGACGCGCAGCCACUAUCCCAGGUCAGGAAAAGCAGCUUGGGCUUGGACGACUUGCUGUCGCUGACCACCUUCCUAAAAAACGCCAGCUACGUUCUACACUACCACGCCCAUAGGUUGCAGUCAUCACGGCCAAGUCAAAGCCUUCCCACGCCGGUAGCAGGAGUGGUAAAUCUCGAUGAACUCAGGACGCUCGUGACAACAGCGGUCAAGAUGCUCUACGAGAGGGAUUCUCGGAAGCAAUUCUUACCCCAAGGGCACUGGCUCAUGCCAACACAACUCCCACCGGGCGAACUCAGGGCGGCCGUGAUCAUGGAGGACCAACGUCGAGCUGCCGAAGAUGCAAGCUCCGAUGAGGACGAAGACUCCGCGUGGGAGGCAGAUCUUAGUCGCGUGCUCACAAACCCUUAUGCACGCGCUGAACGCAUGCGGCUCGAAAGACGCCGGAAAGCCAGGGACCAUCGUCUUGCGGAAUCGGGCCCCAAGCUGGAGGUCCUACGACACAUACCCUUUGUCGUUCCUUUCGACACCCGUGUCGAGAUCUUCCGCGAAUUCAUUCGCAAUGACAUAGCUUCAAGACAUCAAGUAGACGCUCGUGGUUUUGACGUCGGAGGCUUCCAGGCUAAGCACGAUGCUUCGAUCAGACGAGGGAGCCUGUUUGAGGACGCUUUUGAAAGCUUUUAUCCCAUAGCCGACGGCCUCAAGGACUUGAUUCGAAUCACGUUUGUCGACCAGUUCGGGGAGCCUGAGCCAGGAAUCGACGGCGGUGGCGUCACAAAGGAGUUCUUGACGAGCGUGACUAUGGAAGCAUUCGAGCGGGGAAACAUGUUUGUUUCAAACGAGAAAGGGUUAUUGUAUCCAGACCCCACGGCUGUUGAUGUUCUGCGUCAUAGCAUGAAGCAGCAUGAUCUGCCGGCAGACUCACAGGCCCAAGUGCUCAAGAAGAUGCUACAACGAUAUGAGUUUCUGGGUCGGAUUAUCGGCAAAUGCCUGUAUGAGGGCAUCCUGGUCGACCUCAUUUUUGCGGGAUUCUUCCUUCUCCAGUGGCCUUCCUCAGGGGAAAAGAACACUUACAAGGGGAGUGUAAAUGACUUGAAAGACAUGGACGAGGACCUUUACAGGGGACUCAUGCGUCUCAAAAAUUAUUCGGGGGACUUCUCGGAGCUGGACACUAACUUCACCAUCGAAGACCAAAUCACACCCAAAGGAGAGGCGACUCAGACAGUUACAAGGAACCUCAUCCCCAACGGAGAUCAAACCAGUGUUACCAUGGACAACCGCUUGUUGUACAUCUCGUACGUGGCACGCCAUCGCCUCGUUGCCCAGGGUGCAGCGCAGACCGCUGCUUUCCUACGCGGACUUCGCCAGAUCAUCAAGCCGCAUUGGUUGUCUAUGUUCAACCAAGUCGAGCUGCAGCGUCUUGUUGGCGGCGAUUCCACGGAAAUUGAUGUCGAGGAUCUGCGCCGGAACACGUACUGUAGUGGCGUAUACGAGAUCGGCGACGAUGGGCUCGAGCACCCUACAGUGGCGCUCUUCUGGAAGGUACUCAAGGAAGACUUUACGGAUGCACAACGACGAGACGUACUAAAAUCCGCCACCAUCUCGACUUCAAGGCGGAACAUACAGGCCGCUCGACCCGUCGCUGGCAUUCCACGACAUUUCGGCCGCCGAGAUUUCUGCACGACAAGGACACUGCGGAGCGUCGAAGACGACAGCAUUGACCCCGCCACGGUCGAGCGCGAAUCUGAUGAGGUGGAUGUCUGCAUUGUCGGGGGCGGGCCUGCCGGGCUCAGUGCGGCCAUUCGGCUGAAGCAGCUCGCGAACGAGGCCGGCAACGAGGACUUUAGGGUUCUCGUGCUGGAGAAGGCGGGCGACAUGGGCGCACACAUUGUCUCAGGCGCUGUGAUUCAGCCCUCGAGCAUCAACGAACUGAUCCCAGACUGGCUGGACGAAGACAACCCGAACCGAUUCGAGUAUGCGACACCAGCAGGGACGGACAGGAUGCGAUUCCUGACCAAGACGUCGGCGAUCCCUAUCCCUUCACCCCCCCAGAUGAGCAACCAUGGAAACUACAUUGUGAGCUUGAACCAGUUUGUCAAAUGGCUAGGCGAGAGGGCAGAGGAGAUUGGCGUCGAAGUAUACCCUGGGUUUGCGGCGGCUGAGGUCCUCUACGAUACAGAUGGCUCCGUCAAGGGCGUGGCGACGAACGACCUGGGCAUUGCACGGAACGGCAAAGCCAAGGAUACCUUUGAGCGUGGCAUGGAGUUCCACGCCAAGGUCACCAUGUUUGGCGAGGGCUGCCACGGCAGUCUGAGCAAGCAGGUUAUCAAGAAGUUCGACUUGCGGAGCGACAGCCAACAUCAGACAUACGGCUUAGGAAUCAAGGAGGUAUGGGAGGUUGACCCCGCCAAAUUUGAAAAGGGCUCGAUUGUCCACUCCAUGGGCUAUCCUCUAUCCAAGGACGUGUACGGCGGCUCGUGGAUGUAUCACUUUGGCGACAACCUGGUGUCGCUGGGUCUGGUCGUGUCGCUGGACUACCAGAAUCCGUGGAUGUCACCGUACCAAGAGUUCCAAAAGCUCAAGAUGCAUCCCCUGUUCCGCAAUGUCCUGGAAGGAGGGAAGUGCAUCUCAUAUGGCGCUCGCGCUCUGAUUGAGGGCGGCUUCCAAUCGAUCCCAAAAGUGGCCUUCCCCGGUGGCGCCUUGAUCGGCGACUCGGCGGGCUUCGUCAACGUGCCUAAGGUCAAAGGCACCCACAAUGCCAUGAAAUCCGGCAUGUUGGCCGCCGAGGCAGCCUGGACCGCCAUCGGCAAGAGCGAGGACGGCACCGUCUUCCUGUACGAUUACGAAGACAAGCUGCGCAAAUCGCCCAUCUGGUCUGAACUCAAAGAGGUCCGCAACAUGCGUCCGUCAUUCCACAACCCCCUCGGCCUCUACGGUGGAAUCCUGUACUCUGGUCUUGAGGCGUAUCUCCUAAAGGGCAGAACGCCAUGGACUUUGAAGCACAAGACGCCGGACCACGCUUCCACCAAGCCAGCCGAUAAGUUCCCCAAGAUUGAAUACGAAAAGCCCGACGGCAAGAUUACAUUUGACAUCUUGACCAGCGUGUCGCGGACAGGCACCAACCAUGAGGAGGACCAACCCGUGCAUCUGCAGGUCAGGGACUGGGACCAGCACAAGGACGAGACAUAUCCUCCCUAUCAAGGGUUGGAGAACCGUUUCUGCCCGGCUGGCGUCUACGAAUACGUCGAGGAUCCCUCCAAGAAGCAUGGCGUUCGAUUCCAGAUCAACGCCCAGAACUGCAUUCACUGCAAGACGUGCGAUAUCAAGGCGCCGCACCAGGAUAUCAACUGGCAGGUGCCACAGGGCGGGGAGGGACCCAAGUACUACAUGACAUAG